AUGGACGACCCUGAACGGAUCGCACGCGACGCGGCUCUGUGCGAGCGACUCAAUAACGACACCGCGCCACCAGCAGGUGUUUACUGUGAAGGCACGUUCGACUCUUGGCUAUGUUGGCCGCACACACCCGCCAACUCUACCGCCUUCGCCGCCUGUCCAGAGUUCGUACCUGGCUUUAGUCCCGAACUUUUUGCACAUAAGGAAUGUACUGUAAAUGGAACGUGGUGGAAUCAUCCAGAAACGGGUAGACCGUGGUCUAACUAUACGACUUGUGUGAAGCCAGAAGACGACGUCAGCGACAUCAUCGCGGUAUACGAGACAGGCUACAGCGUGUCACUGGUCGCUCUGUUACUCUCGCUGGGAAUACUGUCCUACUUCAAAAGUCUACGAUGUGCCCGAAUUACUGUUCAUAUGAAUCUGUUCACGUCUUUCGCGUUCAACAACGCCCUGUGGCUGGCGUGGUACGCACUAGUUGUUCGGUCACCGGAAACACUCCGGGACUCACCGGUGUGGUGUCGUCUGCUGAAUGCUACGCUUCAGUAUGCACUGCUCACCAACUACACCUGGAUGCUCUGUGAAGGCUUGUACCUCCAUACCGUGUUGGUGAGCGCGUUCGUGUCCGAGCGGCGGCUGGUGCGCUCGUUGCUUGCAGCUGGAUGGCUGCUCCCGGUACUUCCUGCCAUCAUACACGCAGCACGACGGGCUGCUGCCGAUGAGCCGUUAUGUUGGGCCGACGAGGGAGCACCUCGCCCAGAGCUGGCCGUUCUAGUGUGUGUGGCCGUCUUGCUCAAUUUGGCCUUUUUAUGCAACAUCGUACGCGUUUUGUGUACAAAGCUGAGGGCAGGCGGCGGUGCAGGCGUAGCGAGGCCCUCCGCCACGGCGCUACACGCCCUGCGCGCCACUUGCCUUCUAGCUCCACUUCUCGGCUUACAGUACCUGCUGACGCCGUUCCGUCCUCCUCGUACCGCUAGCUGGUGGCUCGCUUACGAGUACCUGUCCGCUCUCACAACAUCUCUCCAGGGCCUCUGUGUCGCCGUACUCUACUGCUUCUGCAACGGAGAGGUGUUAGCGCAACUGCGGCGUCGUUGGCGCAUUUUAACUUUUCGACCGAGAGCUAAUUCUACGACGAACACCACGGUAUCGUUCGUCCGCUCGGCCGGUGCGGGAGCGGGAGAGGAGAAAGUGUGA
This is a messenger RNA of Danaus chrysippus (African queen), 1188 nucleotides long. Lineage: Eukaryota; Metazoa; Arthropoda; Insecta; Lepidoptera; Nymphalidae. The record is from the annotation of a GenBank genome assembly.